Neltuma alba is the source of this 1084-nucleotide messenger RNA. RefSeq lists its product as uncharacterized. The transcript has 3 exons. The record is from RefSeq and is a predicted model, not a curated record. NCBI's taxonomy places the organism in Eukaryota, Viridiplantae, Streptophyta, Magnoliopsida, Fabales, Fabaceae. Bases 384 to 815 code for a protein of 143 amino acids.
AAAAGUUUCCAGGACAAAAAGAAAAAGGUGAUGGUCUCUUAUUUCAGGAGAUGAGAUGAAUUCAGUUGCAUAGAAUGAACGAGGACUUGGGGGCUUGGCGUGGUCGAUGGUUUUGGGGUAGCCGGCGACUGAGAGAGUUGACGGAGACGAGGUGAUCGCUACUGCGGUGACAGUGGUGCCGGAGGUGAGAGAAAAGAUCGGUGGCUAGGGCCAAUAUUUGGGCGAGAACGAGUAGGGAAAGCCAGGGCGAGAGAAUUCGGUGGAGCAACGUCGCUGUCUGCGGAGACUCGACGGAGAAGAGGGGAAAAUUUCUUGCCUUCAAGGACUGUAGAUAUGAAUCAAGUAAUCAACACUCUAUCCUUCCAUUUAACUAUCGGUGAGAAAUGCAAGAUCCAAGGAUUCCUGUUCCCGAAGAAAUCUUAAACCCUAAAUCACGCAAGAAGAAGAGCUCAACACAGAGAGCAUCUUUAUUUCAGCUACAAGGAAAUAAUGUGAAUGAAGAAGUACAGGCACCUGUUUCACUAAGAUCAGGACACAAGGGUUCCAAGAGAAACUUGAUGACUGAAAUAUCACCCCCAUUUCAGAAACCAGAGGGUUCUAACUCAGAUUCACUGCCGGACUCCUCUUCUGCUGGAAAUGAUUACCGAGCACUGAGGCGAAAGUAUCUAUUGCUGGAAGAUGAGAGCUUUGCAUUAGGGACAGAACUAAAAGAGGUUGAAGAUGAGGUAAAGACCCUUGAAGACGAGAAGCUUGCACUGUUGGAUCAGCUCGUUGUGUUGGAAGGCCUCGUCGAUCCUUCAGAGAUGCAGCCCUAGUGUUUACAAAUUACAUUUUUCUAGAACUUCUGCAUAUGCCUUCAUCUUCCGAUAGAGCAAUCCAUUUAUUAAUGAUAAAAUGCCUGAACAGGAGUCAAUGUUUGGCUGUUCUGUAUAGCUCUAUAGAAAUUGGUAUUUGGUGUAUCAAAAAUUACGUUUGUGCAAAUCAGAUAAGUCUUAUAUUUGAAGGCUGAACCCCUCUGUCACUUAUGACGCAGAUAAACUUUGAUCAUAUUUGUCUUUAGUCAGGAUAGAUUCUUAAUGCCUUU